Messenger RNA from Neopelma chrysocephalum (saffron-crested tyrant-manakin), 6400 nucleotides. It is a transcript of the gene IMPG2, whose product is annotated as interphotoreceptor matrix proteoglycan 2. Gene Ontology annotation, biological process: visual perception. Gene Ontology annotation, molecular function: hyaluronic acid binding; heparin binding. The transcript has 20 exons. NCBI's taxonomy places the organism in Eukaryota, Metazoa, Chordata, Aves, Passeriformes, Pipridae. The record is from RefSeq and is a predicted model, not a curated record. The coding region runs from base 50 to 4261 and encodes 1403 amino acids.
GAUUUUUUUUUUUGCUUUUCUAUUUAUUUUUUUUUGUACACAAAUAAGUAUGUUUGGCUUAAUUUGGAAAAUCUUUCUUUGCCUUCCGGGAAUGAUUAACGCCGAUCUUCAGGUAGUUGCAGCAGAAGUUUAUUCAGCUACAGGAGGAGGACAGGCUAAAGGUGUUUCACCAACCCCUCAGCUCAGUGGCUGGCAGUUGGCAAACCCUUCUCUGCCUCCUGAGUUGAAAAAGCCCAAUGGCAUCAUGGAGGCUGAACAGUUCAACAGGCAUUUGCUGUUACGAAGGAAGCGAUCCAUUCUGUUUCCCAGUGGAGUUAAGAUCUGCCCUGAUGAAUCUAUUGAGCAGGCAAUUGCCAACCACCUGAAAUAUUUCAGGCUCAGAGUGUGUCAGGAAACAGUUUGGGAGGUCUUCAAGACAUUCUGGGACAGACUGCCAGAGCGUGAAGAAUAUAAUGCCUGGAUGAGCCUGUGUGAGGAAGGAAUAAUGAGUAUCUUUGAAAUGGGCACAAACUUCAGUCAAUCUGAGGAGCACCGGAGUCUGAUUGUGAAGAAACUGUCCUAUAUAAAGGAAGCAAUGGGCAGCUCCUGCACUGAUUGGGCAUGUGGUGGGACUCCAACUCCAGCUUCAGAUGCUGAUGUUACCACACUGAGAGAUGCAGCUGCCAAUGUUCCUCCCCCUGAUGAGAUCUCCAUUGACAGUCCUGUGGGUGGUACCAUCGAGGAUGUAGACGGUGUAGACACCACUAUCAAUAAUGAGAUAAAGACGCAGGAUGAGAAGCUGGUGAGACCUGUAACUGAGCAGAUGAUUGAGUUCAACAUUUUGAUUGCUGGUGAAAAGUACAGUGAGGAGCUGAAGGACCCAGCUACUCUGGAGCAUCAACUGCUGUCUGAACGAUUCAUUUCUCAGAUUAAAAGUGUAUUUGAAGUACUACCUGGAUACAAAAACAUCCACAUCCUGGAUUACAGCCCUUCCGAGGACGACAGUGGGGUAGAAGUUCACUAUGCUGUUACAUUUGAUGGAAAAGCCAUCAGCAAUGCCACCUGGGACCUGAUUAACCUUCAAUCCAACAAGGUGGAAGACAACUCCUUUAUGGGCAUAGAGGAUAAUCCAACAGUUGUGUACACCAUCAGUGAUUUCCGAGAUUAUAUUGCUGAAAUCCUCCAGAAAAAUGCUUUGCUUGAAAACACUUCCUUGUCUUUAGACCCUAACUCUCUCCAGCUUACUAAUGUGAAAGAAAUACUACACCCCACGUCAGAAGAGCCAUCCUGGAUUACUGAGCAUCCAGCUGUGCUGGAGCGCCCGGAGUUCGAUGACAGCACCUUUUUAGCUGAACGUCCCUCAGCAGAUGAAUCAACGGUCAGCAAUGCCUUGCCCUUCGAUUACACCAAACCAGACUCCACUUCAGAUAGUGAACAGUCCAGUGACAGUGAAAUCCAGCCAAGACCAGAAACUGUGGACUCAGAGGCUGGUUUGGCACCUGAAGCUCCACUCUCCUCAGAGGCUGACGACACUUUGCCUGAUGGGCUGAAUUUAGAGGAUGGGAGUCGGACUCCUCAUUUGGUCCCUGCACCAGUGUUAGAGCAUGAUUCUGAGGACUCUCUGGAAUGGUUUUCACCCCCCAGUUCUUUAGAUGUUGAAGAUACUGGACUAUCUGAAGAUCUUUUGCCUUCAAGUCCCUCUCACCUUGUGCCUGAAGAAUUUCCAUCUACAGAUGAUUAUGCAGUUCCUCUGCUUCCUGCACCAACAGUGGCCUCUUCAUCAGUCAUAGAGACUGAUGUUAAAGAAAUAGUAUCUGCUGAGAAGGAAGAAGAAUCUCAAGGUAGUCCUGAGGGCAGUGACAGUGCAGACUCUGUGGAAGAAAUUCCUUUUCCCUUAGAAGUACCCCCUAUGGAAGAUGAAACUGAUAUGUUUCUUGGAGAUAGAGUUAUAUAUGAUGAUGGGUCUGGUUCAGCUUUUGAUGGUUCAGGAAAAGAAAUGGAAUCAAGUAUCUGGCCUUGGGAAGAAGCAACAUUGGAACCAGUUUUUUACCCUGGUCCUGAUAGCUGGCUUGAAGAUGACAAUGAGUCUUUGUUAAUCAAAACUGAGGAUAUUCCUGAAGGCAUGAUCUUAGACUAUAUUCUCAACUCUGAGAAUAAAUUAGAUUAUGAUCCUUCCAAAGAUGAGAAUGAACGUAUAGUCAAUAUAAAAGAUUUCCUUGAUGAGUCUGAAAUAUUUGUCUUUCCAGAGACUACAACUCCGCCAGUACCUCUGUUACAGACAGAAGAGCCAUCAUCUGUGGAACCAUCUACACAGGCAGAAACACUGGGCAUGUAUGAUACUUCUUUUGUUAAACCAUCCUUGGUUUUGGAGCCUUCGGUGGAUGAUUCCGCUGUAGACAUGCCAACUGGAGAGGUGCCUGUCUCACCACAGUACACAGAUCUGUCUGUGGAACAUCAUCUACUUACAUCUACAGAGACUGUUGGUAUGGAGCAACCUGAAGAGUCUAGUGUAGAUCAGAACAUAAUUUCUGAAGAAAUUGAACACCAAAAGGAAGACAGGACAAUGGUAGAAGAACUAUACACAGUGAAGCAGUCAGAUGUAAUGGAAGCUGCUACAAUAGGACACUUGGACACAAGCUCUUCAGGAACCACUCUGCCUGCAGGUCCUUCCAUGGUAAAGCCUGAUGCUUCCACAGAAGAGCAGCAAGCCCUAGAUUCAUCAUUGGCAGGCCAAGACGCUACUGGAUCAGAAGUGAAGAGCCCAGCUGAUGUUUGGCCUACUGACAGAACACUAGAAACCUCCUUAGAUCAGACAGUGCAAUUAGCAACACCAGCUGCCCCUCAAGUUUCAACUGCAGUUCCUUCUGUGAUAGAUCAGACCACUGUCCUGGAGGACUUCGCUGGGCAGGGUGGUACAGACCACGUUUCCGUGAGCUUCAGCACUGCUGUGAAGUAUGAAACAGUGAGAGUAACAACAAGCCCCACUGAGCUUCCAUCCCAUCUCCCUCCUUUGGGAUCCACAACAUCAUUGUCUGUGGCUGCCUCAACAAAGCUGGGAGAUGAAACGACAAGAGCCCUAGAUAUUUCAGUAGACCUGGAUCGUGUGAGCACUGUCCACUUUUUUCCUGAGCAGACUGAGGAGGGAAGGAGAAUGACCGAAAGUCACAUGGAGCUAACAACUCGUAUCCAGUCCACAGAGAUGGCCAGUGUGGCUUGGGCCACACACGAAACUCACUACAGCAGUACUGUCCCGUCCCGAGCUCUAGUUGUGUUUUUCAGUCUUCGGGUUACCAACAUGAUGUUUUCAGAGGACCUCUUUAAUAAGAACUCCCCUGAAUACAAAGCAUUGGAACAGCGGUUCUUGGAAUUGCUGGUGCCAUACCUUCAGUCAAAUCUGACGGGAUUCCAGAAUCUCGAAAUCCUGAACUUCAGAAACGGCAGCAUUGUGGUGAACAGCCGAAUGAAAUUUGCCAAACCUGUGCCUCGGAAUGUCACCAAUGCUGUGUACUUGAUCCUGGAAGACUUCUGCAACACUGCAUAUCACACCAUGAACCUGGCCAUUGAUAAAUACUCCUUGGAUGUGGAAUCGGGUGAGCAAGCAGAUCCCUGCAAGUUCCAGGCCUGCAAUGAAUUCUCUGAGUGCUUAGUAAAUCGCUGGAGUGGAGAAGCUGAGUGUGUCUGCAAUCCUGGCUACCUGAGCAUUGACGGGCUGCCGUGCAACAGCAUUUGUGAUCUGCAACCAAACUUCUGCCUGAAUGAUGGGAAGUGUGACAUAAGCCCUGGGCAAGGGGCCAUCUGUAGGUGUCGUGUGGGAGAAAACUGGUGGUACAGGGGGGAGCACUGUGAAGAAUAUGUGUCUGAGCCACUGGUUGUGGGUAUUGCAAUUGCUUCCGUGGCAGGAUUUCUUCUUGUGGCAUCUGCUGUCAUCUUCUUCUUGGCCAGGACCCUUCGAGACCAGUAUACAAAGAGUGACAGCGGUGACUCACAGGGGCAGGGUGACAGCCUCUCGUCCAUUGAGAAUGCAGUUAAAUACAACCCCAUGUAUGAAAGUGAUACGACUGGGUACAGCCAUUAUUACCGGAGAUAUCCUCAGCUAACGUCCUACAGUUCUACCAGUGCAGAGACAUCCACAGACUACAGCAGUGAAGAGAUCAGGCACAUUUAUGAAAACAGUGAGCUUACUAAGGAGGAGAUCCAGGACAGAAUUCGAAUUAUAGAGCUCUACGCUAAAGAUCGUCAGUUUGCAGAGUUUGUUAGGCAGCAUCAAAUGAAGCUGCUUUAAGAAAAAAAAAAUUGAUAGAAUACACGUGGGAGAUAAAGACUACCUUGUUGCCACAGCAAUGGGCUCAUGGGCUAACAUUGCAUGGAUGGAUACAGAUGUUUUCUAAAUGAAUGACUAAAAUGUACAGAUGUCUGUUUAUCUCAAUUACUUCUGGCUUUUCCGUGUAAAGUGACAUUUUUGAGAGGUGAUCAGAAGUGGCAGAGGUUAUGAAAGUUCAUUUUUCUUUAACUCCAAAAUGGACAGUGAAAGUUUUGUACACAAAGGCAAAAAAAUCUCCUCGGGUAAGAGAAGAUACAUGCACAACCAAAAUAAAAUGCUCAUUGAAAAUCCCUGUCUGGCAUUUAUCCCCUCACUGGAGGCUCCAGUAGUGAUUUCAUGGGUAUGAAACACUAGUGGAAAGAAAUAUUUGAUUUGCGAGGGAAGGAGUUGUAGGGGAGAACUAUUGUGCUAGAAUUAUGUUAGCAUUAUUUUAAAAUAUUCCCAUUAUCAACACAAACAUAACUUCACUGGAAAAACCUUCCUUCUGUACAGAUGCCUGAUGUAUGUUUUGCCACCUGGCAUUAGCAAAACAGACGACAGCACUGAGCCUGCAGGCGUCCUGAGGGCUCUCCCCAGCAAUCAGCAUCCCCACUGCCUGUGACCCCAGGGGAGCCUUGGCAAGGCAGGGCAGUUCUGCUGCAGUGCAGUACAGUGUCUUUAAAGCCAGGAUGGUUGGUUCUCCAGCUGUUUCUGGCAGACACACCAACUGAGGCACUGAAGGGCUUCUAUCAUACAAAUGUUCUGUGAGGCUUAAGUGACUAACACUGACCUUUUUUUGUAUGUGGAUAAUUGGUUUCAUAUUUUGUAAGUUAAUAUGCAUUAUUUAUUUGUUGUGUGUUUCCUUAUCAGCUUAUUUUCAUCAUGGAUUUAAUCGUUGAAAUAGAAAGAUGGCUAGCUUUAAUGAUGAAAUGCUACAGUGGCAUUCGUGCCCAUCCUUUUAUAUAUAUUGUAUUUAGUGUUUACUUGGUGUUGAAUUGAGCCAACUAAUACUUGUAUUUUCUUUACUGAACUGGGCAAUAGCCUCCCUUUCAAAUCAAGCUGUAGUACAAGUGCAUCCAUAUUUAGUAGAUUGCAGCACUUUUCUGUGGGGAAGGGGAAAAGUGAGGUUGUUCUUAGUUUAGCACAGAAUUCCUUAAACAGAAGAAGUCGGCCUGAAGCAUUUUAAAAUAACUUGAGAUUUACGGAAACAGAGUUUUAUCUUCAAGUUAUGAAGAGAGUUCUGACUACAUGUUAAGGUGUGUUGGGGCUCUGUUCAGUCACCCAGUGACUCUCAUUUAAGGCAUUAACACAGCUGUCAGGGUUAGGGCACAAUUAUGAUCACAUUAGCUUAUGCAAGCAAAAAUGGCCAAGUUAUUUAUAUCUACGAUGUCUCUAGUUCUCGGCCCACACGUGCCAACAGUUACCUGAUACUUUUUAGUAUCUUUAGUACUUUUAUUAAUAGUGAGAAUUACUUAAUAAUUGUCUGUAGGCAGCUUAGCUAAAUAACUGAAUACUUCAAUGCAAUUCUUCUACGUGUCCCAGAGAACCUCACUGGAUCACUGGUGUGGAACCUUCUUGCCUUGAGUGGCAGGGGAUGGGUAUCAGAGCCACACAUUUGUCUAAGAAAUGCUUAUAGAAACCACUGUAAGCCAAAAUGAUGCCAGACAGCAAUAAGUAAUAUGGUGCUGCUCAACACUUUUGUGACCAGAUGUUAUGAAACAGAGGCCCCAUUCUACUGGGUGGCCCAAGGGCUGUCAGAGCAGCUGGUCCAGAGUUUCUGAGGCACAGCCCACUCCUCCUGGCCCUGCAGCAGACUGGCUGAGCCAUCCUGUAACACCAGGGCCUGUGAUCAUAGCAGAGAACUACUGGGCUCAGGGUAGGCAUCACCUUGUGACUCGUUUCUGUGCAGCUCACCUACCAGCCCUGGGAGCUUCAGUGCUGCUCCUGCUAAGUGCAGCACUGGAUGGCAGCUGGGAUCAGGCAUGUUUUAAAUGUAUUUUUAGUAUUUUCUAUGCACAAGCUGAGAAGAGGCUUGGUUACACUGAGUAUGAGGUAUUUCAGUGUAUAUACAGUGAUAUUUUCUUUGUGUGUGUGUGUAUACAUAUGGACAUGCCGGUAUCU